AUGAUCGAUGAGAAUCUACCCACCUUCUACCUAAACAAAGCCAACAAGCGUCGGGAGAAUAACACCAUCUACUUCACCUACCGUGGGAGCGACCCCGAACCCGCCUAUUCCUUGCGCUACCCCGACCUCUCGUCCCCGCAGUCCAAGAACCGCUAUGCCGCCGCCCUGUUCGAUCCCUAUGUCCCCAGUAUCGUCUACGGAGAGGUCCUGCUGAUCCCGGAAUGGACUCGACCGACCUUGUCCGCUGAAGCAAUCCGCCAGAAUGGAGGCAUCCCGCCCCCGCCGGAACCCAUCCUCCCAUCCCAGUUUACCAUCCAGCUCUACAAUCCUGACCAGCAGGUAACAGUGCAUUACAAGCCCAAGUCGUGGAAUUCGCCUGCAACCUGGGCUUUCGAGAUGCCCCAGCGCUCAUUCCGUCAGCCGUCGAGCUCGAAGCUGGAUCGCACGCAAAGCGACCCCGCCGUGUCCGAGUACACGCCGAAGUUGAAAUUCAGCUGGCGUAGGGAUGGGAAGUUGACCAAGGAUCUCUCCUGUCUCCUGUCAGGGAUGACAACAACCUCCCUUGUAGAGCCGAAGACGAAGAGGAAGGAGCCUGAUAUCACGAUCUCGUUCUUCCGGAGUCUGCGGGAGAUCACGCUGUAUGAGCCUAAUCUCUACCGGGUGGAGAUGGAGGACUUCAAGGGACUGGAAUUGGUUCUUAUGCUGGGCGCAGUCGUCAUCCGGGACGUCUAUUUCAGUCCGCUCAGAGAGGCCUUUAAUGUUUCUGAUCCGCCGACCGGUGCUGGCAAGGUGAAGGACGCUGCUGCAAAGCCAGCAGCGACCAGCCCUACAGGAUCAUCUCCACUGGACGGACCAGUGGCGUCUGGCGCAUUGAAUGGAGGCCCUUCCCCCAAACCGGAUCGUCCGCAGAGACCUCAUAUCACAAUCCCACAGGAGAAACCACAACGACCGCCGUCGCCCGUGGACAUACGGUCGCAGGAGGAAAUCCAAGCCGAGAAAGUCCGUAUGCAACAGCGAAGGGAAUGGGCGGCGCAGGAGGAACAGCGUCGCACGCGAAAAUUGCUAGAAGCGGAAGAGAAGGCCAGACGCCGGCGACAGGUGGAAGUCGACAAGGAGACGAAACGACUGCAGAAGCUCUACGGCGAGGAAGAGCGGAGAGUCCUGGAGCAGCAGCGACUACAGCAUUCAUCACCAGGAAAACCGGCUACUCCGCCGCGCAGCAGUCAGAACAACUGUCUCCAGCAGCCUCAGCCUCAGCAUCAGAUAUACCGGCACCACAACUCAGCGUCCGUAGCGCAUCUCAACUCUUCGAGUCCCUAUCUGCAAGGGCCGUUAUCGCACUCCUCCGUCCAGCUCUUCCAACCGCCACACUUGGCUGCGUCGAUGCACAGCAACGGCAAUGGAUUGACGCCGCAGAUGAAAAAGAAAAGCAGUUUCUUUGGAUUUCGGAAGUCUCCCGACGAGGCUAAACUUAGCAAAAAGCGGAGUUCCAUGUUUUGA
Messenger RNA from Monascus purpureus, 1500 nucleotides. NCBI's taxonomy places the organism in Eukaryota, Fungi, Ascomycota, Eurotiomycetes, Eurotiales, Aspergillaceae. The record is from the annotation of a GenBank genome assembly.